Messenger RNA from Rhopilema esculentum, 4410 nucleotides. RefSeq lists its product as uncharacterized. The record is from RefSeq and is a predicted model, not a curated record. NCBI's taxonomy places the organism in Eukaryota, Metazoa, Cnidaria, Scyphozoa, Rhizostomeae, Rhizostomatidae.
AAAUACGAGAGCUUGCAAUUCAAGGGCUGUCUAUUUGUUGGGAUGUUUUGUAAUCAGAACACAAAAAUGAAUUCAAAAAUACUAACAAACGGCUUUUACAGUCCGUUGCAUUUUAAAUUUUCAAUUCUGAAAAUUCUCCAGCGUUUUGUCGCUGCUUCCGGGCACGAGGAAUCGCGGAAAGAACUCGUGAAACGGCGAAGGGCCCUGAAGACUGUUCGCGGGACAGAUAGGCUUUCACUUUGUUAUGUAAAUUAUACAUUGUAGCUGUGGAUACCUGUUCUUGGAAAAUAAUUCAAGAUGAUAAUUUCUCAAAAGUGUUUGGCUAAGUGUUAGAUGUGAACCAUCAGAGAGGAAGCUCUGAGAUGAAAUGUUAGGACCAAAGCUUAAAAUAACUGCCCUAUUUCUUUUUGGAAUAGCUAUAUCUAUGAUCAUACUUGUCAAUUAUGAAGCGUCUAUGUUUUAUACAAAGUUUCAUAAAAAUGUCCAUCCACUGUUGUUCGGGUUAUGGAAACAAAGCAGCGAAAAAGCUAUCAAAAUGGAGGUACGUUUAGAGAGGACAAUAAAGGUUAGAAAUGAGCACUUCCACAGCAAUAUAUCCUUUACGUACAAAGUCUACAAGCCAAUGCAUUCCUUCAAUGAAGCAACACUUGUUACGGUGGGUUGUUCAAGCAGAGAAAAUACAGAGAAAUUCGUUCUAAUAACGGGAUUUAUCGACUUGAAGAGAAACACAUAUCGCAAAACGCUCGGAAAUCUAGCUGUAGCGUCCGAGGAAAACAACGCACAGAUUGAAGGGAGGCUUAUGGAAGUUAUUGAUGUUCUGCAGUCGAAUCUCAACCACACAUUGAUUGACGAGAUUCACGUUUUAGUCAGAGACCGGGAGACUGCCGAAUACCUGCAUUCGCUUCCUUUAAAACGAAGUGAGAAGCUCGUUCUUCGAGUAGUUAACGAGGACGUGGGACUUAAAUGUCAACUGCUUUAUGCUGCAAGAUGUCUACCUGGCCAGUUAGUAGCAAUUACUAACCAAGAUAACAAAAUAGGCAAAGGAUGGGAUCUGCCCUGGCGUCAAGUUAUCGGAAACUCUCGUACAAUGUAUGCUCUAACAAGACAUUCAGCAUUAAAUUCAAAUUGCACCAAGUACACAAAAAUUGGUUCUUGUGAUGACGGAGAAAUGUAUUUUGGUUCUCACGACACAUUUGUUUUGAAGGCAGUAAGAGAUUGGUCUGAGAGCACUUUCGAAGAAUUAAAAGGGAUUUCACCCGAUAUGCCUGGAAUGGAAAAUCUUUUUAUUUGGUUCUUUCGAACAAAAAUGAAGUACCGCGUGCUGAACCCGUGCAAACUUCUAUUUGUACAUCACCAUCAUUGCGUCCCUAUUCGUGGUACCAAUCGCCCUAGAGUUAAUUCUGGAGGGAGAUCUGCUGGCAUUGGGUUCUCGGACAACCUGCGGGCUUGAUUUUGGAGAGCUAAUGGAAAUGACCUAUAGCAAGGAUAGGAGUGAGCUAACAUAAAAUGACCUGUCAGUAAGAAUGGAAGUGACCUAGCCCUUUCAAUAGCUGUUCUAACUUCGCUAUGAUUGUAUAGAUAAAAAUAUUGGGUUAUAGUAAAAAGUUACUAUGUUUUUUAACUUGCAUGAAAGGGUUAGAAUACUUAACGGAUUCUAUAGAGCUCAUAAAAAGCUUAUCCAAAUGAUUAGUAUUAAAUACUCUUUUUGUUGUUAUGAAAUUAAUGAAAUCUUUUUAUCGACAAAUUUUUGAUUGUAGCAGAAGAGGUUAAAAAUGGCAGUGAUGUUGAUGAUAUCGCACUUUUCAUAUUUGCUAAAAAUGGUAAUUUUGGUAGAAAAUUGGUAGUGAAUUGUGGUACUUCACAUUAAAACUAUUUAAAACUAAUUAUGGAAAUAAAUGUAUUUUGGUGAUACAAAACUUAAAGAUAAUCUGUGUUCUGACGUUUAAGAUAUGUAUGACUCAAAAUGUGUGUUUUUUCAAAGCCAUUAUUGAAAUAAGAUAGAGAAACAUUUGAUUAACCAUUAUCAAACACUUUCUCGGAAUCAAUUGAAAAAUACGAGAUUGAGACCUUAAGAAUAAGCUUUAUAUUAAGCAACAUUACUUAGAGCCCAAAAAAUAACAUCAACAGUAUUCAUAAAAUGGUCAUACUGUCACAACAAAAUAACUUUCCCUUUUACUAAUAGGUAGAAUUUUGUUAGAGAAAAAACUAUCUACGAUUAUCCAGCAGCGCAAUCUUGGUUUGUUCGUUCAAGAAAAUGAUAGAAUUAGGUUUACAAUUGCAAAACAUUUUGCUUAUGGAUAGAAAUAGGCCAGUCAAGGAACCCACAACUGGGUAUCUAUUUUUCCUAGCUUAAAAUUUUCAAUCAUUAUUCUAGAGUUUUAAGCUCGGAAGAGUGUCAGACGAAAAGCUGAAUUAUGUUUUAAAUGUUUGUUCUUUCAAAGCCAUUUUAGAAUUUUAACACCAAAAUAUUGUUCUUAAAGUUUUAGCUAAGCUUUUUAUCUGUUCCCCUUUCAAAUGAUCAAAAUCCAACUCUGAUGUUUUCCACAAGGGUUUUAUUGCUUGUAAGGAAAUGGUAGCAAUAAAUCAGGGUUAGGCCACUACUUAUUAUAGUCAAACUUUUCUACCAGUAAUAUUGCAGUCUUGUUGCAUGACUUUGAAUUAGCAAUCUUGCUUGCCCUAUACAGGUCACCUUGUUGUUUUUACUCUAAAUUGAUUAUAGCUGCAUAACUAAUUAUAGAUUUAGUCGAGUAUCUAAAUGGCUUCGAUUUUUUUCACUAUUUCUUCAAGAAAAUUUUUCGAGUAGUUGAUCGAAGCGUGAACCCUAACUUGGGGUAUGAAAAAUGCAGGCAGAUGCAAGUCUUCGUAAAAACUAUAAGAAGAUAAGAAAUAGCUCAUGAAUAUAUGAUUGGUUACAUUUGUGUAUUCAGUUCUUGCCAUGUGUUACAUAUUGUCUUGUUUAGUCUUGUUUAUAAAUGUAAAAGCUUUUUGGGGAGGUCGCUUGAGCUGUUGAAGCACUUGAUUUGUUAACAUUUCUGUAAAUGCAGAGAGAUUUCAUCCGGCUUCAUCACAUAAUGUAACCAAAAUGUAACCAAAAACUGGAGCUGGAUUUCCGAUUUAUGCUUAAAUGUAAAGACGAAGUAACCAAUAGACAUAACAAUUAUAUGGUAGAGUGAAAUUUAUUGCUAAAGUGUCAUUUCAUCUUUGAAUGCAGCACGGAAAGGUGAAGAACAUAGCAUACUAAAGUACUUUUCGUCCGACACCCACCUAAGAAUAAUCGUCGAAUAAUGACUAAAGGAAAGCAGAAAUUUCGGAUCGAAAGGAAUACGAGAGAAAAAUGACGCCCUUGAUCGAUUUUUGUUUUAACCAAUCGUUUUCUCCACCGUCUAGCCUAGUUGAAGAGUCGAAACGAGAAAAGGAACUUUUUCUGUCCACACAAGAAGGGCCCCUUGCUUUGAAGUAGACAGCUCCUGAAGACGUAAAUGAAAAGACGGCCUUGCUUGCCCCACAUUUGUCUACAGGAAGAGUUCGUUUCUGUUCUUCAUUGUUUAGAACUCACUCUCGAGUGUUUCAGAUCGAGAACUGUAUCAUUGAUGAAAUUAACUUUCAAGUCAUCCUUUGAAGCAAUAGUGAAAGUGGAUGGUCUGAGUUAUAAGGCACGACUCCAAAAAAAGGACAGUUCACCUCUAUGCAGGCAUGUUCUGUAGGCUAUGGUGAUUACUGAUCAAAGUGCAGCCUGCAUGAAAUAAAAAAUGCAAUUUUAUUGGAUAAUGUUCAUUUUAAGGAAAAGCUUGGAGAUCCAAACACUUAACUCAGGUCAUUUACUUCAAAAAGUUGAAUAAAUUUCUUGCCUCUUUCUCAGUGUCUUCUCCCCUAUAUAAAAUGCAAGAAAUCGAUGCCAAUACGUCAUAAAACAUAAAUUUAUUCAUGUCUUCAGUCAGGGCAAGAGGUUUAACAUAAGAAUGGUAAAAAGGGGUUAUUUGAUAUAUGAUUUAGAAUUUAAUGUUUAAGUAUGUACGUGUUCAUGUAUUGUAUGUUUACUUGAGUGUUGGCGUACAUUUUUUGUAAGAAACGUGGUACGAUGUUGAGUACUCCAGUUUCUUGAGGUUCUGGAAAUUUCAAUACUCAUUGUUUCUUAAGAGUUUCUUAUUUAUGAUGUCAUGAAUGAUGUUAUGAAUUGUUCGUGACUUUUUUAUCACGCCAAAAGAUUUGCUUCCGUUCUGAUGCUGUAUUUAGAUGUAGGAAGUAUAUUUUAUCCCUUGUGUCUUCAGUUCUAGGCCAACAGGGCAAUCAUGUUCUUUAAUUUUACCAAAUUUCACUUUUCUCAGUUAAAUCACGAUUUAAUAGUUUCUUAAUUUUUUUGCUUCGAGUACUGAAGUUUCUUAAUUUUUUCUGACUGUCCAAUAGUCGUUU